AUGUUUCUGAGGAUAAACCUGCACCACCCCUUUAUAGACCAGCUGCAUGAGAACAAAAAUGACAUAUUGUGUGUUCUGAAUGAAAAGAUCGUAACAACACAAAAAUGUGUAAUUGCGGAGCAUACCCAGACAGAAGAAAAAUAUGGAGGUAAACUGGGCAUCAAGGCCAAAAUAGUGAAGGUAACUGUUACUGAGAAUGGAAACUUCAAAAAAGAUGAAAAUACCGUGUUGGAAAUUCCAGCUCCCACUGCUAUCGCUUAUGGUGUUGUAGAACUGUACAUCAAGCAUGAUGGUCAAUUUGAGUUUUGUUUGUUGUCGGAAAAGCAAGGAGGUUUUGAGAAAGAAAACACUGAAAGGCAUCAAAGCCAUGAUUCAGUUCUUCAUGACACCUUAUCAAUGUAUACCUGGGAUGUUGUAGAUGGUGUCAAAAAUGACUCCCAGCAAAGAAAAGCUGUUCCGUGUAAUGCCAGUCUACAUUUCCUGAUGCAAGAUAUAACACAUUUGAAGAAACAGUUUUUAAUAUUGGAAAGGCUUCCUACGGACCAGCGUCAAGAGCUUUAUCAAAUGUUUUGUGAAAACUUAUAUGAUGGACACAUAGUUGUUCACCUACAAACGCUGGUAGAAGAAAUCUGUUCAGGCUACAAGCCCAACCUGACAAUACUGGAUGAUUUAAGCCCUUCUCAUAAGCAAAAGGCACUGCAUUUUCUGCACCUUAUAGAAUACGAUACUCACAAUCAAAAUCUGCAUCAAGAUAAAGUGGAUAUACUUUUUGCAUUACACCUGCUCAUCAGUGCUUUGGAUGAAAUUACCGACUCUGCAUUGGCAACACUGGGUGCCUGCUGUGACCUUGACCUCUUGCCUGUGCUCUGCUCCUUGCCAAACAUCACAUCAGAUGAAGGACUUUGUUCAAGGACAAAUCCGUUGCUGUCUGACUUCAUGGACCUGGGGCGAUUUCAGAUUGCACAAAGGCUGUUCACGUUCUCUAACCUGAAGCUUGAAAUGAAUGAGCAUACCGUUGUAGCUGCAACUACCACAGCUCCCGGAUUCCUCCCAUUCAUACUUUACAUUGCAAUAUGUGGUCUCUACGCACUCAAGUACAGCACAAAAGAGGAAAAGGGUUUAGAUGAAUGCUAGUUAUGAAAGGACAUUUUGACACUUUAUUAUUUUGCCUUUAGGCAGAUGAAUAACUGAAAGAAAUAUGAUGAUGCCUUAGCAUGCAUAGCUAUAUAAUGUUUCACACAAAGCUGCUUAAAGCAGCAAAGAGGUUUAAGAGAUUAUUUUUUAGCCUUGCAGAAUGCAUUUUAUGCUAUUUUUAAAUGCAUAACAUAAUGAUUUACUAGGCAGUGGUGCAUCAUUUAAUUGCUAACCUGAACCAUAAUAAUGCUAAAUGAUUCAUCUGGUUUUAUUGUUUUACUAUUUUACAGUUUGUAAAUCUAAAUGUUAUAUUCAGAUAUGACUUAAAUUAUAAAGGGCACCGUCAUGAAGACACAUUAAUGCGUGGACUAAAUGGUGUAAAGUGAGACAUUAUAGCCUGCUUUUUAAAAACAUUGUUUACUUCCUGCCAGAGCAAUGGUGCCGCACAAGAUGUCUCUCUAGCUCCAGAAACAAAGAAUGCACAUUUGUUAUCUAAUCUUUCAAAUGCCUGAGAAAGCUUUUAUUUAGGUGAAAGUUCUCUGCUUAGUCAUGUGUACAUUUAACCAAGGGACCAGUUGUAACCUCUAAAGCUUCCCUGGCUAACAAUCAUCUAGUAUUGAUAAAAAAAUAACAAGAAAAACA
Bombina bombina (fire-bellied toad) is the source of this 1776-nucleotide messenger RNA. RefSeq names its product gasdermin E (gene GSDME). The coding region runs from base 1 to 1134 and encodes 377 amino acids. NCBI's taxonomy places the organism in Eukaryota, Metazoa, Chordata, Amphibia, Anura, Bombinatoridae. Gene Ontology annotation, biological process: programmed cell death. The transcript is spliced from 8 exons. The record is from RefSeq and is a predicted model, not a curated record. Gene Ontology annotation, cellular component: cytoplasm.